GGAAAAACACAAACAAGUGUUUCACUUUCAGUUCCAUCGUUCUAUUUUGGUUUUGUGCCGACUUUCACUUAACUCUCUCUGAAUCCCGCCGUUAACCUUUCUUUUCCCCUUCAAAAUCCCAACAAAUUUCUUCCCAACAUUUUCCCUUCAAAUCCCUAAUCCCUUUCCCCCCUUUUUCCUCCCAUCCAAAUGGAGGAUUCCGAAGGAGUCCUCAACUUCGAUUUCGAAGGCGGACUCGACGCACAACAACCUCCCGCCGCCAUCGCAUCCGCCUCCGUUCCCGCCGCACCUUCCGGUCCUAUUAUCCAACCCGAUUCAUACUUACCACAACCUUCUAAUGCUCCCAAUGGUGCUACCAAUGCUCCUUCCGUUACUGAACCGGUUUCUGGUAAUGUUCCUGGAAGACGAAGCUUCCGGCAAACGGUUUGUCGUCACUGGCUUCGUAGUUUGUGUAUGAAAGGUGAAGCGUGUGGAUUCUUGCAUCAGUAUGAUAAGGCUCGGAUGCCGGUGUGUCGGUUUUUUCGAUUGUAUGGAGAGUGUCGUGAGCAAGAUUGUGUUUAUAAGCAUACUAAUGAAGAUAUCAAGGAGUGUAACAUGUACAAGUUAGGAUUUUGUCCUAAUGGGCCUGAUUGUCGAUACAGGCAUGCAAAAUCUCCUGGACCUCCGCCUCCGAUUGAAGAGGUCCUUCAAAAGAUCCAACAUUUAUAUUCUUACAACUAUAACAAUUCUCACAAAUUUAUCCAACAAAGGGGUUCUAAUUAUAAUACUCAACAAGCUGAUAAGCCUCAGUUUCCUCAAGGAAUUAAUUCUGCAAACCAAGGUGCGGUUGCAAAACCAUUAGCUUCAGAGUCUGGAAAUGUCCAGCAGCAGCAACAAGUUCAACAACAGUCUCAGCCGCAGGUUAGCCAGAACCAAGUGCAAAAUCUUGCUAAUGGCCAACCCAUUCAAGCCAAUCGAACGUCAACCCCUUUACCUCAAGGAGUAUCUAGGUAUUUUAUUGUUAAGAGUUGCAAUCGUGAAAAUUUGGAGUUAUCUGUUCAACAAGGAGUAUGGGCAACUCAAAGGAGCAAUGAAUCAAAACUAAAUGAAGCAUUUGACUCUGUGGAAAAUGUGAUAUUGGUUUUCUCAGUCAACCGUACUCGACACUUCCAGGGCUGUGCAAAGAUGACAUCCAGAAUUGGUGGUUCUGUUGCUGGGGGAAACUGGAAAUAUGCUCAUGGAACGGCACAUUAUGGGCGGAAUUUCUCUGUUAAAUGGUUGAAGUUAUGUGAACUUUCAUUCCACAAAACACGCCAUUUGAGAAAUCCAUACAAUGAGAACUUACCAGUGAAGAUAAGCAGAGAUUGUCAGGAGCUGGAACCUUCAAUCGGUGAGCAGUUGGCAUCCUUGCUGUAUACUGAGCCGGAUAGCGAACUUAUGGCUAUCUCAAUUGCAGCAGAGUCUAAACGAGAAGAAGAGAAAGCAAAGGGAGUGAAUCCAGAUAAUGGAGGAGAAAAUCCAGACAUUGUCCCAUUUGAAGACAACGAAGAAGAGGAAGAGGAAGAAAGUGAUGAAGAGGAUGAGAGCUUUGGUCAAGCUGUAGGACCAGCUGUCCAAGGAAGAGGUAGGGGAAGAGGAAUGAUGUGGCCUCCCCACAUGCAUAUGGGGCGUGGAGCCAGACCCAUGCAUGGAAUGCAAGGUUUUAACCCUGUAAUGAUGGGCGAUGGAUUAUCCUACGGGCCUGGUGGGCCUGAUGGUUUUGGUAUGCCAGAUCUUUUUGGCAUGGGUCCCCGAGGUUUUGGUCCAUAUGGUCCUAGGUUCUCUGGUGAUUUUGGAGGCCCCCCAGCUGCCAUGAUGUUCCGAGGACGACCCUCACAACCUGGGAUGUUUCCAGGUGGUGGAUUUGGGAUGAUGAUGAAUCCUGGACGCGGUCCCUUUAUGGGGGGAAUGGGGGUUCCAGGUCCGAACGGACCAAGAGGUGGUAGGCCAGUCAAUAUGCCUCCGAUGUUUCCACCACCUCCGCCUCCACCACAAAAUAUGAACCGCCCUAAAAGAGAUCAAAGAACAAGUGACCGGAAUGAUAGGUUCGGUUCAGGACCAGAUCAAGGUAAGAGUCAAGACAUGCUCAGUCAAAGUGGGGGUCCUGAUGAUGACAUGCAGUAUCAACAAGGAUAUAAGUCACAGCAGGAUGAAAGGAACGACGAUAGUGAAAGUGAAGAUGAGGCACCUAGGCGGUCAAGACACGGAGAGGGAAAAAAACGAAAAGGCGAAGCUUAGAAGAUGUACAACACAAAUUCUAAUAACUAGAGCAUGUGCUUUCACCAAGCACAACAUAAUGAUGAUCCACUAACCAGUAUGGCCUGUUUUCAAUGUUAUUUCCUAUCAAAAUGAUAAUAAGAUAAUUAGAUCGGUUUGUAUGAGUUCAUUUUUUUUUCUUUUAGAAGAGACUUGGGGAUUGGGUGCUACAUGAAAGGAAAUUGAGAUUCUGUUCAUUGGUAUUGUAAUUUACCAUCAUUGCACAUUUAUUGUUAUGUAUUGAGAUCAAAAUGAAAAUUAGUAGGCUUCACGAAUGUAUACUAAUGUAUUUGUAAAGUGAUUGUAACAUUAGAGUCCUAAAUGAAAAAGGUGAUAUAUUUUUUACUUUACAA
Molecule: messenger RNA, 2627 nt
Organism: Trifolium pratense (red clover)
Lineage: Eukaryota; Viridiplantae; Streptophyta; Magnoliopsida; Fabales; Fabaceae
Product: 30-kDa cleavage and polyadenylation specificity factor 30
Exons: 7
Coding region: 190-2256 (688 amino acids)
Biological process (GO): mRNA splicing, via spliceosome; regulation of mRNA splicing, via spliceosome
Cellular component (GO): nucleoplasm
Molecular function (GO): N6-methyladenosine-containing RNA reader activity; mRNA binding; metal ion binding
Source: RefSeq, a predicted model, not a curated record